Manihot esculenta (cassava) is the source of this 2787-nucleotide messenger RNA. Its product is annotated as potassium transporter 11. Gene Ontology annotation, biological process: potassium ion transmembrane transport. The record is from RefSeq and is a predicted model, not a curated record. Bases 276 to 2636 code for a protein of 786 amino acids. NCBI's taxonomy places the organism in Eukaryota, Viridiplantae, Streptophyta, Magnoliopsida, Malpighiales, Euphorbiaceae. The transcript is spliced from 8 exons. Gene Ontology annotation, cellular component: membrane. Gene Ontology annotation, molecular function: potassium ion transmembrane transporter activity.
ACCUAUUCACUACUCAUGACUCAUCACUUUUGACUGUUAACGUUGCAGUAUCUGAGCUUCCUCAGCUGCUCCCUAGUCCUCACUGUCACUUUUGCUUCACUAUUAAUAUAAAUCUCUACUGGGAUUUGUGGGUUAUUUUGUGUUCUUGUUCAAUUUUAUUACUGGCAUUGAUUUGGAGAUCCAAACCCUGGAUUUUGUUUGGCUCAUAGACAUUUCAUUUGGGUCUAAUUUGACAGAGACAACGCAAGUAGGGAUCAUCUGAAUUGAAUUGGAAAAUGGAUUCAAGAGGAAAGAGUGAUGAUGAAGAAUCUGGUUAUCGAAGUAAAAUCUGGGAUUUGGAUCAGAAGUUGGAUCAGCCCAUGGAUGCAGAAGCUGGGAGUCUUAAGAAUAAGUAUGAGGAAAAGAAAAUUUCCACCUUCUUACUUUUGUGCCUCGCAUUCCAAAGCCUUGGAGUGGUCUAUGGAGAUCUAGGUACUUCGCCCUUAUAUGUUUUCUACAAUACAUUUCCUGAUGGAAUUGAAGAUCCAGAAGAUGUGGUUGGAGCUCUGUCGUUGAUUAUAUACUCCCUCACUCUUAUUCCACUCCUGAAGUAUAUUUUAAUUGUUUGUAGAGCAAAUGACAAUGGUCAAGGUGGAACAUUUGCUCUUUAUUCACUACUUUGUCGACAUGCUAAAAUAAAGACUAUCCCCAACCAAGAUCGUACAGAUGAACAGCUAACAACUUAUAGCCGUUCUAGAAUUUAUGAACGAUCAUUUGCUGCAAAGACAAAGAGAUGGUUGGAGGAAUGUUCUUUCAGAAAGAAUGCACUUCUUUUACUUGUUCUUGUUGGCUCCUCCAUGGUUAUUGGGGAUGGAAUUCUCACGCCAGCUAUAUCAGUGCUAUCGGCAGUGCAAGGAAUCAAAUUAGACCAUCCCAAGAUGUCUAGCGAUGUAGUUGUUUUUGUUGCUGUUGUGAUAUUAGUAGGCCUGUUUUGCAUGCAACACCAUGGUAUAGAUAGGGUCGGUUGGCUCUUUGCCCCAGUUGUGUUCCUCUGGUUUCUCUUGAUUGGAGGUAUUGGCAUAUUCAACAUUUGGAAAUAUGACAAAGGCGUGCUGAAAGCUUUUUCACCUGUUUAUAUAUGUCGAUAUUUUAGAAGCGGAGGGAGAGAUAAUUGGCUCUCUCUUGGAGGAAUUAUGCUUAGCAUAACAGGAACAGAGGCCCUUUUUGCUGACCUGUCCCAUUUUCCAGUGUUAUCAAUACAGAUUGCAUUUACAGCAAUUGUUUUUCCAUGCCUUAUUUUUGCCUAUUCUGGACAAGCUGCAUACCUCUUGAAAAACCCAAAUCAUGUAGCUGAUGCAUUUUAUCGUUCUAUUCCAGAUAGCAUAUAUUGGCCAGUUCUUAUUGUUGCUACUGCUGCUGCUGUUGUUGCAAGUCAAGCCACCAUAUCUGCAACUUUUUCAUUAAUCAAGCAAGCUCUAGCUCUGGACUGUUUUCCAAGGGUUAAAAUUGUACAUACAUCAGAAAAGUUCCUAAGCCAAAUAUAUAUUCCAGACAUAAAUUGGAUUCUUAUGGUUCUUUGUGUUGCAGUGACAGCUGGGUUUAAAAAUCAAAGCCAAAUUGGGAACGCGUCUGGGACAGCGGUUGUGAUAGUCAUGCUUGUAACCACAUUGCUUAUGAUUCUAAUCAUGCUAUUGGUAUGGCGGUGCCAUUGGAUUGUUGUUGCGAUCUUCACUGGCUUGUCGCUGAUAGUGGAGGGCACUUAUUUUUCUUCUGUACUCUGCAAGGUUAAUCAAGGUGGUUGGGUUCCUCUAGUGAUUGCAGCAGCAUUUUUUGUUAUCAUGUAUGCAUGGCAUUACGGUACUAUGAAGCGUUAUGAGUUUGAGAUGCAUAGUAAGGUUUCAAUGGCAUGGAUUCUAGGGCUUGGUCCCAGUUUAGGACUUGUUCGGGUCCCUGGAAUUGGACUCGUGUACACGGAGCUGGCCAGAGGAGUCCCUCAUAUCUUUUCCCACUUCAUCACCAACCUACCUGCUAUCCACUCUGUGGUUGUUUUUGUCUGUGUAAAGCACCUGCCUGUCUACACAGUCCCAGAAGAGGAGAGAUUCCUCAUAAAGCGGAUAGGACCAAGGAAUUUCAGAAUGUUCCGUUGUGUUGCAAGAUAUGGAUAUAAAGACCUCCAUAAGAAAGACGAACAAUUCGAGAAGAGGCUCUUUGACAGUCUUUUCAUGUUUGUCCGGUUGGAGUCCAUGAUGGAAGAUGGGUGCUCAGACUCAGAUGACUAUAGUUUAAAUGGCCAGCAGACCGAGCAGUCAAGAGAUAGGAAUUAUAAUGGCAACAGAGCUUCAUCCAAUACGAAUGCAACAAUUUCAUCAGGAGAUUCAAUCGUGCCUCUGGAUGCAAACACCAUUCGAUCAGCCAUUCAGGUGAGCAGCCCAUCUGAAGUUGAUGAGUUAGAGUUUUUGGGUAACUGUAGAGAUACUGGGGUAGUUCACAUAUUGGGGAAUACAGUAGUGACAACAAGCAGGGAGUCAAAGUGGUACAAGAAGAUAGCCAUUGAUUAUAUAUAUGCUUUUCUUAGGAAGAUUUGCAGAGGGAACAGUGCAGUGUUCAAUGUUCCUCAUGAAAAUCUCUUAAAUGUGGGACAAAUAAUUCGGGUAUAAAAUAGGCUGUUAGUAUGGGCAGAGAGAGAGAGAGAGAGAUUACAUAUUCACUGUAUUCCGUCUAACUUGUUCUAUGGGAAUGUAUUUUGGCAACCGUUAAGUGACGGAGAUGAGUUUAAGAAGGGAAAAAAAGGAUGAGAUCAGGCAAGUA